UUAAAUCAUUCCCACAAAGAAAUCAAACAAAGAUGGCUAAGAAUAGUGCUUCCAUCACUUCUUUCUACUCUUUUCUUUUGAUAUCUUCCAUUCUAUUUGCUUCAUACUUUCAUGCCUCAAAGGCACAAACCAAUGCCCCACCAGCAGUAAAAGGGUUGUCCUAUGGUUUCUUUGCCCAAACAUGUCCUAACCUUGAAAACAUUGUGAGAAAACAUCUCACUAAGGUGUUCAAAUCAGACAAUGGCCAAGCUCCUGGCUUACUUCGUAUCUUCUUUCAUGAUUGCUUUGUUCAGGGAUGUGAUGGAUCAGUGCUACUGGAUGGAAAGCCAGGAGAAAGAGAUCAACCACAAAAUGGAGGCAUGAGAACAGAAGCUUUGAAAACUAUUGAUGAUAUUAGGGCUCUUGUCCAUAAAGAGUGUGGAAGGAUUGUUUCUUGUGCAGAUAUCACUGUCUUGGCUGGCCGUGAAGCUGUUUUCCUAUCAGGAGGACCCAAUUUUCCAGUACCACUAGGAAGAAAAGAUGGAACAUCUUUUAGCAUAAAAGGAACAAGUAACCUACCCCAACCAUUCAACAAAACAGAUGUUACACUCAAAGUUUUUGCAGCCCAAAACUUUGAUGUCACAGAUGUUGUUGCAUUAUCAGGUGCACACACAUUUGGUCGUGCACAUUGUGGAACAUUCUUCAAUAGACUCUCUCCAGCGGACCCUACAUUGGACAAAACCCUAGCUCAAAACCUUAAAAACACUUGCCCUAAUGCAAAUUCAGGUAACACUGCAAACCUAGACAUAAGGACCCCGGCAACAUUCGACAACAAAUACUACCUUGAUUUGAUGAACAAACAAGGUUUGUUCACUUCCGACCAAGAUUUGAACAUUGAUUCGAGGACGAAGGGUUUGGUUAAUGAUUUCGCUGUUAAUCAGGGUUUGUUCUUUGAGAAGUUUGUUAAUGCUUUUAUUAAGGUGAGUCAGUUGAAUGUUUUGGUUGGAAAUCAAGGUGAAAUUCGUGGUAAAUGUAAUGUGGUAAAUGGUGGUAAGAAAUCUGUUUUGUCUACUUUGGUGGAAGAGGGAAUGGACUUGAUUGAGCAAUUUUAAAUUUGAGGCAUAGUUUGUUAAUUAUUUGUGUUGUUCUUCUAGUAUUUUGUUGUUGAUGUUGGCUUUUUGGUGUAUUUUGGGGUUUUAAUGUUUCUUGUUUUAAUGUAUGACUCUUGUAAUAAUAAGAACGGUUCACUAGUUCAAUAUGUACUUGAGUUUGCUAUGGAAAGAAAAUCUUGUUUUUCUUUCUUGUACUUAUGUUACUUAAUUAUACUUUUACUCUUA
Molecule: messenger RNA, 1316 nt
Organism: Medicago truncatula (barrel medic)
Lineage: Eukaryota; Viridiplantae; Streptophyta; Magnoliopsida; Fabales; Fabaceae
Product: peroxidase 12
Exons: 3
Coding region: 33-1091 (352 amino acids)
Biological process (GO): response to oxidative stress; hydrogen peroxide catabolic process
Molecular function (GO): heme binding; peroxidase activity
Source: RefSeq, a predicted model, not a curated record